CCCGUCCUAUCCAGUACGAGUAAGGUGACAACGGUUCUAAUCGGUAUUAUCGCUGAGUAACGUGAAAGCGUCGAUACGGUAGUCGUCGUGAGUGGCGUCCCUAUUGAAAAGGCGUCGUCGGUGUCAGGCUGUUAUCAAGCUUUUUGGUGGGGAAUGAUUCCUGGUGCGAUAUGGGAGAUUGUGGAAUGAGAAGUGCUCGGGGUGGAUUUUGGGCGGGGUGAUAUUUGAUACUGUCGAGAUUUUAUCAGCUCUUAUUGAAGGAUUAACAGAUGAUCUGUUGCGGCAAUUGUGUUGAUUUACGUCCUGUGUUAUGUGAAGCUUGUUGAAAUUGUGUAGCAUUUAAGAGAAUACCGCGGGCUAGCAACCUGCAGAAGUUUUCGGUCGCCAUUGUGAACCCCCAUAUAUUCAAACUGUUAAAAUACCAAUUUAAUUAAAACUACCACACUAGGAAAAGUUUUGUGUUCGACCCGUGGAAAAGCAGUCAAACUCUUCCGGCAACCGGUGUACGUUCCGGAGAAGUACGUGCUUCAGAGGUGCAACAUCGACAGGGCGCGCUGUUUCAAUUGGGAAGCAAAAGUUUCGCGGCAUCCGUUCGGAAGCGGGUGAGCCUUGUUUGAAGUUGGUAUUUCCAGUGGGGCCAUACAGUAGUAUCAGCAGAAGCAGGAGCAUCAACCAGAAAUUGGCACUGUUACACAAUGAGAACGUGACGAUGAUUCGAAAAGAAGAACGGUGGAUUCGCUGCAAAGCUAUGUGAGAUUAUCUUGCCGUGCAAAACGGUGUUCUGUGGAGCUGGUGCGGAAAAGGUGGAAACGAUUAUCUUACAAACGGAUGGGGGCAGCAUCCAAUUAACAAUGGGAGAGAAUGUGUGAAGAGCAGUGCGAGGCAACCGAACGACAUCGUUGAAGGGGAUUUCCCAAGCGUCCAUCGUUCUAUGAGCAAAUUUCUUUGAAGUGUCACGAUCAGUGUCAGCUCUUCUCCAAUGAUAAAUAGAAAUUCAGUCGAUUUCCGUGGAAAUGGCAGUGAAACCUUCGAAAUGGAUUAGGAUGAAUGGAAAUUAAAUCAAAUUAAAGGACCUUCCAGCGAGUGGUAACGAUAUCCGAGUCGGAGGAAGUUUCUCUCGUUGGUUAACUAACCGAACAGCGUUUGAUUUUGUCUGCAGAUGAUGAGAUAAAGGAACCAGAAAAAAAACAUGAAAAUCCCCGGUGGACGGAAUUGGGUGCGCUGCCCGGAUCAACAUCAAGCACGCACGCCUGAGACUUUGGCUAACAGAAAAGUUUCCACAUCCAAGCGUCCAUGACCUCGCCAGCGUACCACCAUCAGUCACAUGGGGAUAUAGAGCAGUGUUCUUAUGCAGGAACUGGAAAGAGCACAUAAAACAUGAAAAAAGAACAUGUUUUCAUUUAUGACUUUUUUCUCUCUCUAUGUCAGAUUCAUCGAAUUUAUUAGGCCGGCCCGCAAAUCUAGGUUAAAUCAACAGUUCCUGGUAGAGAAAAAAUACUGAACAAAUCAAGCGAUUUUUCCUCCCACAAGCAGAACCGCGGGUACCGCGAGCAGAAGCAAAAUGUUAGAAGAUAAAAUAAAUCGUGCAAUGCAAAAGUGACAAAAAGUGAAAUUGUUAACAUCUCGUUGCCAUCGAGGUAACGGCUCGUACUCGGUUGGUUCGGAGUUUCCGGCACACAAGCCGUUGCUAACACAGCUUUCGAGGGUGGUUCCGAAUGUAGAUGUAGCGAGAAUGAGGUUACAAGUGUAUGUAUAUUUUUUUGUUCAAAGAAUAGAGCUAACGCAAAGAUAAAUACCGGUUUACAAGCUGCAAAAAAAGCAUAGAAGUUUGAAACAGUUGAGCGCUGAAAGUCACCAUCAAUCGGAAAAUGGAAAUGGAAAAAAGUUUACAGAGAUGUCGCUUCACCGAAUAGUGGAUAAGUUUUUGUCAGUGUGCUGUUGAUGCGCAAUUGAAAAAUAAAAAUUGUUAUCUAAUCUAUCUCCUGCGGAAACUAAUCGAUGUCAACAAUGGUGCUUCUGCAAAAUCACGCCAGUUUUGAUGGCGGACGAUUCUGGUUGCUGAUAGGAUUCCUACUUGUUAUGUGCACAGAGCUCACCUGUGGCAACAAUAGAGUUGACGACUAUCAAAGUCAAAAAGGUGAACUGGUCGGUGCGUCGCGCAAGUUUCGAACCGAUUUCCUCCAAGAGUGGCCAACGCCGGGAACUGGGCCUUACUUCGACACCGCUUCGAUUCCCUCCAACAUAACCGGGCUGGUCGGCAAGACGGUUCUGCUGAUCUGCAAAGUGAAGAAUCUGGGAAACAGAACGGUCUCCUGGGUGCGCCACCGUGACAUCCAUCUGCUGACAGUAGGUCGGUACACGUACACCUCGGAUCAGCGCUUCGAGGCCAUGCACUCGCCCCACACCGAAGAGUGGACCCUGCGGAUACGAUACGCCCAGCGUAAGGAUUCCGGGAUCUACGAGUGUCAAAUAUCCACCACCCCUCCCAUCGGACACUUUGUCUAUCUGACGGUUGUAGAACCAGUGACAGAGAUUAAUGGCGGGCCUGAUUUAUUUAUCAAUAAAGGCUCAACGAUAAAUCUCACCUGCAUAGUCAAGUACGCUCCGGAGCCACCGCCAGCCGUGAUCUGGAAGCACAAUCGAGACGACAUCAACUUUGAUUCGCCUCGAGGUGGCAUCUCGCUGGUGACCGAGAAAGGGGUACUGACCAGUAGCCGGUUGCUGGUGCAGAAAGCGAUAGCCAGCGAUUCCGGGCUGUACACGUGCGAACCCUCCAAUGCCAAUCCGGCCUCGGUCCGGGUGCACAUACUUAAUGGAGAACACCCAGCGGCGAUGCAUCACGGAAUGUCUACCAUCCUGGCCGGUCCAAGCUUAGUGGCAUUCGUGCUCUCUUGCUUACUCCUGUACUACCAUCACAGCAUCCGGUGGAAGUAUCCACUGACGUAGUAAGAUCUUCCUCAGUUUUCUUCGCCACCGUACUGGCAUAUCCGGGCAGCCAACGACAGAAAGAGAAAAAAAAACAAUGCAAACCCCACAAAUCUUUUACUCGUCACUAAUCACCACUAUCUAUCGGUCACACCCACAAAGUCACUGUCACAGUCAUUGUAUAUCCCUCAAUCCCCGCUCCAAGCAGAGACAACUCCAUUGAGUGUCUUGUUUUGUACAGCCACAUUCUACUAAAACUUACUAUAAAACGGAGAAAGUGAAACAAAAGUCUGGAGAAAUCCGUAUGUUUGAAAUACUAGAGAAAGAAAAAUCUGAGUUACGUCGUGUCAAAAAUAGAACUUUUCGGAAGGUUCGGCAUAUUUCGGUUAAAUAUAUGAAGAAUAGAUUUUUUAUAUAAAUGUACAUUUAAGGUAACUAACAGAUAGCAUGAGCGUGUGCAACAAAGAAGUGAUGUGCGUGCGAGUGUGAGACGAGAGUCGAUAAUUCGUUUUCAAUUUCCAAUCAGUUCCGAAAUCGAGUAAUUACAUAUAGCUGAACAAUAGGUAUUUAUACAAGUAAACAGAUCAGAUAGGUUGAAUUUAUUUAAUUCAAUUCUAAACGCAAAUACAAACAGCGAACGAUUGCGUUUGAUACAAAAGAAGGGGAAUGGGUCACGCUGCUGAACAUUAAUAAUAUUUGCUGGCGAUCUGACGUGUUUGUGUAAGGAAGGUACAUGUGCAUUAGGGUGAUUCGGGAAUCAAUUUUGGUUCACGAAGGUAGUAAUUUUUACUUUUAGGUGAUGAAGGGUAAUAGCUGUUUUACUUUGAUUCAGUUCUGAGCUCUAACAUUAACUUUUCAACUACGGCAUGGAUUGUCUCAUUUUAAAAUUAA
Messenger RNA from Armigeres subalbatus, 3816 nucleotides. RefSeq names its product zwei Ig domain protein zig-8-like. The record is from RefSeq and is a predicted model, not a curated record. Gene Ontology annotation, cellular component: neuron projection membrane. NCBI's taxonomy places the organism in Eukaryota, Metazoa, Arthropoda, Insecta, Diptera, Culicidae. The transcript has 9 exons. Bases 1999 to 2946 code for a protein of 315 amino acids. Gene Ontology annotation, biological process: synapse organization.